AUGCACGCCACUCAAGCUAUUCUGGCCACUUUCCUGGCUGCAUCUGCUGCCUUCGCUGCUCCAUUCACCCCUACUCCUACCGCUAGCGCCACUUCCACUUCCGCUUCUGUUUCCACAGCAUCCUCCAACUCUGACUGGACCAUCCAGGGCCUUGUCCGGGAAUGCACCGACGAUGACAGCUCUUGUACAUGGACUUUCGGUAUCUUUGACGGUGCCGAAACUACUGAGUGUACCUACAUCGUGAAUGGUCCUGAUGUCAGUGGAGGCCCUACUCAGUGUGGCGACUUCACAAUUACCAGCAACUACGUUAUUGGAACCCCUCCAUGGACGCAAAUAUCUGUUGUGCGAGAUGGGUUGAUCAUUUACCCUGCCUACGACGACAAUGUCCUCGCCAAUCCCCCAGUUGCCGACUUCACUCAGGCUCCCCAGCCUGUUUGGACUCCUUAG
Penicillium cosmopolitanum is the source of this 447-nucleotide messenger RNA. RefSeq lists its product as uncharacterized. The record is from RefSeq and is a predicted model, not a curated record. The transcript has a single exon. The coding region runs from base 1 to 447 and encodes 148 amino acids. Lineage: Eukaryota; Fungi; Ascomycota; Eurotiomycetes; Eurotiales; Aspergillaceae.